Molecule: messenger RNA, 1818 nt
Organism: Austrofundulus limnaeus
Lineage: Eukaryota; Metazoa; Chordata; Actinopteri; Cyprinodontiformes; Rivulidae
Product: 5-hydroxytryptamine receptor 3A
Exons: 10
Coding region: 1-1392 (463 amino acids)
Biological process (GO): monoatomic ion transmembrane transport
Cellular component (GO): membrane
Molecular function (GO): transmembrane signaling receptor activity; extracellular ligand-gated monoatomic ion channel activity
Source: RefSeq, a predicted model, not a curated record
AUGGAGAACCCAAAGCUUGAACAUUUCCCUCAGAUCUUUGACAGAAUUCGAGAACAUGAACUGAAUAUUUCAGAAAACUGCAGUUUUCAGGCUGUUUUAAACCACCUGAAUCUGACCAAAGACGGCGAUAAGUUUGCUGUGAGCCGACCUGUUAAACACCACAAACAUAUAAAUUGGUUACUACUGGAGAUGAAAAUCUAUGCCAUCCUCGAUGUGAGAGAAACUGACCAGACUUUCAUUUCAUAUAUUUGGGUUUAUUUAAGGUGGGACAACGAGCAUAUCUGGUGGGAUCCAGAUCAGUUCUGUGGAAUUGAUCACAUCUUAGUUCCCACUCAGUUUCUUUGGAUGCCAGAUGUGAAGAUUGAGGAAAUGACAGAACAAGACAAAGCCUCUCCCAGUCCUUUCCUCAACAUCAGGAACUACGGAUGGGUUGAAUUCAGAAACGAUCAGGUGGUGAUCAGCUCUUGCAAGAUGCGUGUUUACAAAUUCCCCUUCGAUAUUCAGAGCUGCAACAUCUCUUUCAAAUCAAUCAUGCACUCUGAUGAAGAAAUAAAGUUAUUCUACUAUAAGAACAACACAGAGAUCACAAAGUGGUCUCGGGAAACGCUGCAGACACAGUAUGAGUGGCURUUUGUCAGCAUGACAGUCACAAGCAAAACUGUCAAACAUUUUGGCUUCAACCAGACAAUGAUUGUUUAUACCGUAAACAUGCAGAGAAGGUCUGUCCUGUACAUCGCCAACUUCCUGCUGCCCGUCCUUUUCUUCCUGUGUCUGGACUUCGCCUCCCUCCUGAUGUCAGACACCGGCGGCGAGAAGAUUGGCUUCAAAAUCACCGUGCUGCUCGCUGUCACAGUGAUGCAGCUAAUUCUCAACGACAUUCUUCCCAGUUCCUCAGACAAGAUUCCACUGAUAGCGGUUUACUGUAUGGGGGUUUUUGGUCUUAUGCUGCUCAGCCUCUUGGAGACCAUUUUGGUGAUACAUCUCAUUGAUAAAGAUGCAUCCCAGGAUGAGGAGACAACCAUGAACCCAAACCUGAAUGAGGGUCAAGAGAGCCAACAGAACAACUUCUGCAACAGUUUUUUCRGGUUAAAGAAGCUGAAUCUCUGUGCAUCCACCAAUCACAGAGCUACUGUUGAAACACUUCCUGUCUGCAAAGAGGUCAGUAGCAGCCAACACAAUGACGUGUCUCUUACACUAGAAAAGCUCUCAGAUGAGCUUGGAGAGAUUAAGAAAACACUCACUUUCCUCAGCAGCGGAAAUGAGAAUGAGAAACCUGGAUACUGGACCCGAGUGGCUCAGCGAAUCAACAAGGGUUUUACAGUUUUUUAUGUCAUAGCAACCAUUCUGUUUUUAUUGAUAAUCUUUAUAAUGUGGUAUUCUGCAGACGAAUAAAAAUGAAAGCGUUUAUUUUAAACAUCUUUUCAAUUUUUUAAAAAUUGUUUAUUUGUGCAGUCCCUCAUUAUUAUUGCGUGGUGAAAGGGUUUUAAAUAUGAAUUUAUUUCAUAAGGGACAGUACAUAGUAAUCAAAAUGAGUUCAGUAAAACAGCCGUGUAAAUGUGUCAGAUUUAGCCAAGAGCGAUAAUUUUUAUCUGCAGUCCCCUGGCAGGUUGAUAGUGAAAAAUAAUACAAACAAACAAACAAAUGAACAAAUAAAAAAUUGUCAUACAUGGAAGAACACACAAGACAUAUAAUUUGCAACAAAUAAGAAAUGGUUUUGCAUGUAAAUAAACUAUCAUCUGCAUAUAACUGACAUGUGACAUCAGAGAAACAUGCAUCUGACUAUGGAGGGCCAAAACUGUCAAAAUUAAAAAUAAAAGC